AUGAGAUGCUAUUCAUCAGAGUCUUCAACAAGCGAGCUGGUGGCUUAUUGGUCAGUAUUAAAGUCGAAGUACAAGGGUGUUCCGUGUCAAUACAAACCAAAAGAUAUCGUCGAGGAUUUGCAGAAAGAUCUUGGGUCAUGCGAAGGGCACAAGAAGGAAGGAAUUAAAUCUCUUGGAGAAGAGCAGUCUACGCGGAAGUGUGGGAAAUGUGGUGCAACUGGUCAUUACUGUAAAACCUACAAGAACCGUAUUACUCUUCAUAUCAAUUCCGAAAGUGAGUGUGCUACCUCGAACUGA
Molecule: messenger RNA, 297 nt
Organism: Prunus armeniaca (apricot)
Lineage: Eukaryota; Viridiplantae; Streptophyta; Magnoliopsida; Rosales; Rosaceae
Source: the annotation of a GenBank genome assembly